GACUGCGCCUUGGUGCGGAGUGGAGCGCUCACCUGCACAUCACAGAGUCGCGUAAACUUAGGAGCAGCUGAGCGCUACAGACGGAAGAGUCUGACCCAGCAGAGGAAAGGAGAAGAUUUCACAUACAUUUUUUUUUUUUAAGCGGGAAAAAGAUUUCGAGCUCUCUCUUUUCUAUUUGCGGUCCCUCGCCCAGGCUGCCGUGGCUGUCGCUCCUAUAAGCCCGCCGCCGCGAUGAGGACCGACCUGGCUCUGGUCCUGACAGCAGCCCUUCUUCUUGACACACUGCGGGGGAAUAAUGGUGAGCGUCUUUCCAAAGGUCCCUGUCGACCUGGCUUCUCCCAAAGCUUCUACUCUGUCUUGAUUCCGAGGAAUGUACUGCAAGGCCAAGAUGUGCUUAAAGGUGCAAGUGUGUCAUCGCAGAAAGUAAAGUUUGAUGACUGCGUGGGGAACAAAGCAGUGGUUUUCGAGAGCAGCGAUCCCAACUUCAGUGUGCGGACAGAUGGUUCCAUAUUUACCCAAGGAGCAGGAGCAUCCUUGAAUGAGCUGGUCCAGUUUAAACUAACAGCAAGUGGUCCUUACUCUCAAGUCUGGAAGACUGUGAUCCAGCUGGCACUGAUAGACCCCCCUUCACAUCAACAAAAUGAGAAUGAGGUCACAACCGAAGAGGGGAAGGUUGCUGAGAGGACAGAGAAGAAGGAAACAUACCAAGCUCCGCCUCCUAUCAUCAUGUUUUCAGGGGGCAACCGGAAUAGCUCCAAGGGUCUACGAAGGCAAAAGAGGGACUGGGUGAUACCACCGAUCAAUGUUGCUGAAAAUUCUCGAGGACCGUUCCCUCAGAUGCUUGUCAGCAUUCGCUCAGACCAAGAUCAGGACAUCUCCAUCCGAUACAGCAUCACUGGGGUGGGAGCAGAUCAACCACCGAAUGAGGUCUUCAACAUCGACCCUGUGCUUGGAAAGAUGUUCGUUACCAAACCUCUGGACCGAGAACAUCGGUCAUCUUAUCAUCUGCGAGCACAUGCUGUGGACAUGAAUGGGAAUAAAGUGGAGAACCCCAUUGAUCUGUAUAUUUUUGUUAUCGACAUGAACGACAACAGGCCAGAGUUCAAGAACCAGGUGUACAACGGAUCGGUGGAUGAAGGCUCCAAACCAGGAACCUACGUAAUGCAUCUUUCUGCCUUCGACGCUGAUGACAACACUACGGCAAACGGAAUGGUGCGCUAUCGAAUCCUGUCCCAGAUGCCACACAGCCCCAUCCCUAACAUGUUCACUAUCAAUAGUGAGACUGGGGAUAUUGUGACAGUUGCGCCUGGUCUCGAUCGAGAGAAAGUGUCCCAGUAUACUAUAAUUGUUCAAGCCACAGACAUGGAGGGCAACCUGAAUUUUGGCCUGUCCAACACGGCAACUGCCAUCAUCGCCAUCACGGACAUCAACGACAACCCCCCCAUGCUGACCUCCAGAACGUUUUCCGGUGAGGUUCCUGAGAAUCGUGUGGAUGUUGUGGUGGCUAAUCUGACGGUGAUAGAUGCCGACCAACCGCAUUCUCCGAACUGGAACGCCAUUUACAGGAUAAUCAGUGGAGAUCCGUCUGGCCUCUUCAACAUUCGCACUGAUCCCGUUACCAAUGACGGCAUGGUGACUGUGGUAAAGCCGGUCGAUUUUGAGAUGAACCGAGCCUUCAUGCUUACAGUGGUGGUGUCUAACCAGGCCCAUCUGGCUAGUGGAAUUCAGUCCUCCCUCCAAUCUACGGCAGGGGUAACCAUAUCUGUUCAGGACGUCAAUGAACCCCCCUAUUUCCCCACAAACCCAAAACACAUCCGAUUUGAGGAGGGUGUUCCGGCCGGCACGAGUCUGACGACCUUCUCAGCCUCAGAUCCCGACCGACUACAAAUGCAGCAGACAAUCAGGUACUCCAAGCUGAAUGACCCGGCGGACUGGUUAUCCAUCAACAGAACUAACGGUCAGAUAGUUACCACAGCUACUCUGGACAGAGAGUCUGUCUACGUCAAAAACAACAUAUAUGAAGCCACAUUCCUGGCGACAGAUAAUGGCUCUCCUGCAGCCAGCGGCACCGGCACGCUGCAGAUCUACCUGAUAGAUAUUAACGACAACCCCCCAGCACUUAUACCCAGGGAGUCUCAGAUCUGUGAGCAAAUGAACAAGAAUGCCAACGGUGUCAAUAUCACUGCUGCUGACGCCGACACUGACUCUAACGCUGGGCCUUUUGUCUUCGAGCUGCCCUCGUAUCCUUCCAGCAUCAGACGCAACUGGACAAUUACGCGGAUAAGUGGCAACUACGCCCGCCUGAGUCUGAGAUACCAAGUCUAUUUGGAGCCGGGCAUGUACGAGGUCCCAAUAACUGUGUCUGACUCGGGAAACCCAACCUUGUCCAACAGGUCGGUCAUCAAAGUGAAAGUGUGUCCAUGUGAUCAAAACGGAGAUUGCACUACAGCGGGUGCUGUGGCAGCCGCCGGCUUGGGAACCGGAGCCAUCAUCUCUAUUCUGAUCUGCAUCAUCAUUCUGCUCAGCAUGGUGCUGCUGUUUGUGGUGUGGAUCAAGCGCAGGGAGAAGGAGAGACACAUUAAACAGCUGCUCAUUGACCCGGAGGAUGAUGUCAGAGACAACAUCCUGAAAUACGAUGAAGAGGGAGGGGGAGAAGAGGACCAGGACUACGACCUGAGUCAGCUGCAGCAGCCUGACUCGUUGGAGCACAUCAUCAGCAAGCCUACAGGUGUCCGCAGGGUGGAUGAACGGCCCAUCAUCCCAGAAUCCCAGUACCCAAUCAGACCAGUCGUGCCCCACCCCGGAGACAUCGGGGACUUUAUCCAUGAGGGUCUCCGAGCAGCUGACAAUGACCCCACAGCACCACCUUAUGACUCGCUGCUGGUGUUUGACUAUGAGGGCAGCGGCUCCACUUCUGGUUCUGUCAGUUCUCUCAACUCUUCUAGCACCGGAGAGCAGGACUACGACUACCUCAACGACUGGGGACCCCGCUUCAAGAAGCUGGCCGAGAUGUACGGCGGGGGGGAGGAGGAUUAAAUCACACACACUCAUGCACUCGUCUUAUCAGCUGGCUUGCUAUGUCCCGCCAACACCAGGGCUGGCAACAAGUUCACACCGACUGACCAACAUUCGGACUACCUGCUCCAGAGGUCGGGCACCGUCUGACUGACACAGAAGCUCUGAGUUAUCACAAUUUGUAUUUUCAAACUUUCAUGUGAAGUUUUAAGCCAGGCUUUAGUCGCUUCUGUCUGAUUUUCUUUUUUUUUUGUGACUUAUUUUUUUUGUUCUCUUCACUCCACAACAAGAGUCGUUCCUUACUCCUCAAGGUGUUCACUUCCCUCUAGCUGUCAGCCCCUGUCUGCCUCUCUGCAGAAGCUUUUUGGUUUCAGCCUCUUUGUCUAGGGGGUAGCAAAAAGGAACAAGAACCCAGAUAUGACAGUCCCUCCUGUGUGAGGCCUCUGGUUUAUUCUCUCUUGAACUUGAAUUACUUAGAAUAGAAGCACUGUUGUUUAAAAAAAAAAAAAAACGAAAAGAAAAAAAAGUGCCUUCAGUGGUGCAUAUUUUAACCGACUCCCUCUAACUCAGGAUAAGUUGCCAUUUUCUGGGCGUCUGCGCCUUCAUUUACCCCUGACCCUUUAACUCAGACCUUUCCAUCGUGCUGCAGGGCUGUGCUUUAGCUGCAGUUUCAGCUAUGACCAGCGAAGGCGGGUGUUAUGUAAGACAUACCGGACAAAUCAGUACAUGUUGAUGGCAGCCAAGUUGAAUAUGAUUGCAUAAAUCACACAAAUACGAGAUGG
Messenger RNA from Nerophis lumbriciformis (worm pipefish), 3797 nucleotides. Its product is annotated as cadherin-4-like. Gene Ontology annotation, biological process: adherens junction organization; calcium-dependent cell-cell adhesion; cell-cell adhesion mediated by cadherin. Lineage: Eukaryota; Metazoa; Chordata; Actinopteri; Syngnathiformes; Syngnathidae. Gene Ontology annotation, cellular component: catenin complex; plasma membrane; adherens junction. The record is from RefSeq and is a predicted model, not a curated record. Gene Ontology annotation, molecular function: cadherin binding; calcium ion binding; beta-catenin binding.